Molecule: messenger RNA, 159 nt
Organism: Penicillium soppii
Lineage: Eukaryota; Fungi; Ascomycota; Eurotiomycetes; Eurotiales; Aspergillaceae
Exons: 1
Coding region: 1-159 (52 amino acids)
Molecular function (GO): RNA nuclease activity
Source: RefSeq, a predicted model, not a curated record
AUGGCUUCUGACGCCACUCCCAAGCUUGCUGUCCUCGUUGACGCUGACAAUGCGCAAUCCUCAAUUAUAAGGCUCUUGCUUGCGGAGGUUACAAAACAUGGUACAGCUCUUGUCAAGCGGGCCUAUGGGGACUGGACCGGUCCUGGGCUGAAAGGCUAG